Molecule: messenger RNA, 849 nt
Organism: Drosophila albomicans
Lineage: Eukaryota; Metazoa; Arthropoda; Insecta; Diptera; Drosophilidae
Exons: 2
Coding region: 75-377 (100 amino acids)
Source: RefSeq, a predicted model, not a curated record
AAAAUGUGAUCAGUUGCUUUUGAUAAGUCGCGCUAAGCGGUUGUGUUCGAUAAAUCUGUUAACACUUUCCAAUUAUGGAACCUAUAUCGCUAUGUUUUUUGGUUCUUUUAUUAUUUUGGCUCUUAAUAUUCCUUGUAUAUCGUUGUGCAGCUUGUGGUGACGACUGUGAAACCCAAGAAACACCACAACUCAAAAAAACGGACACUGCUCUGACAGUUUUGGAGCUAGCUGCCGAUGUUAUGAAUACUUCCAACAAUGAUUCCUAUGAAGCCGAAGCUGAUUUUGCGGUGUCUGUCAUAGAAGUGGCAGCCGAAGUUAUCACAGCUUCAUCGGAUUGUGGCUGUGAUGGUGCAUCGAUGGGUUCCAAUUGCUUUUAGCUCUGAGAAUCAAAUCAAAACAUAAUAAUUUAAAUUGAAUCAUUUUGUAAACACUCUCGAAUACUUGCCAAUACUUUAACGUAUGUAAACAGAAGACUGAUUAAGUUUUAUUUUUUAAUUUGGAUAUAGGGUGAAUCGUUUUACAUUCAUCUCAAAUAAUGAAUUAAUGAAAAUUUUAGUCUUAAUAAAUAUGCUCAGCAAAAGUGAUUAUAAUGGAAUUAUCAUGUGUUGAACACGUGUGCUAUAAACAAUAAAAGCUAUUCAUAUAUUUUAUUAAAAUAGUUGUCAAAAACAUUUCAGCUAUGUUUUGUAGGCUGACUGAUAUCUUUUUUGUGCAGCUCAAUUUAAAGAAUUCAUAUUGAAACUUGUUUUCGAAUAUGUAGAAAUUUAUUCUCAAUAAAGGUUUUCAGUAUGAUUUUUAUUCAUUUUAAUACGCAAAUUUGCGGAGCUAAUUUUGUAUUGUUUUCACAAU